Molecule: messenger RNA, 1205 nt
Organism: Trametes versicolor FP-101664 SS1
Lineage: Eukaryota; Fungi; Basidiomycota; Agaricomycetes; Polyporales; Polyporaceae
Product: NAD-P-binding protein
Exons: 10
Coding region: 47-1081 (344 amino acids)
Molecular function (GO): oxidoreductase activity, acting on the CH-OH group of donors, NAD or NADP as acceptor
Source: RefSeq, a predicted model, not a curated record
GUAUAUUCUCACCUCGCCACUGACUCUUCCCACAAGCCCAGUGAGAAUGCCUAGUGUACCGCCUCCCGCUACCGUGCUUGUGACCGGGGUCAGCGGAUUCAGCGGCAUCUGGAUCGCGCGCGCGCUCCUCGAGAGCGGGUACGCCGUCCGCGGCACCGUGCGCUCCGAGGCGAAGGCCGCGCACGUCGCCACCGUCUUCAAGGAGCACGGCGACAGCUUCAAGACCGUCAUCGUCCCAGACAUCUCCAAGCCCGACGCGUUCGAUAGCGCGAUCGACGACUCGAUCGCCGCCGUGGUGCACGUCGCCGGCGUGGCUGAGCUCAACAGCACGAGCUCUUCGGACAUCUUUGGGCCGAACACAGAUGGCGUCGUCGGUCUCCUCGAGAGCACCCGCAAACAUGGCAAGAACGUGAGGAGGUUCGUGUACAUGUCGUCCGCGCAGGCGAUGCUUGGCCACGAGGACAUCUUCCACGUCUACAACGAGAACGACUGGGCAGACAAGGACCUCGCCCUCGCGAAGGAGAAGGGCGGCGAGGCAGGCGGCCUCGCGCUUUACCGGGCGAGCAAGGUGCUCGCCGAACGUGCGAUCGUCGACUUCGUGGAGAAGCACAAGACCGAGAUCGGCUGGGAUGCGACGCGGAUCUUGCCUGCUUGGAUCUUCGGACCGGUCAUCCACGACUGGAAGACCGUCGAAGACCUCAACCUUUCCUCGAAGAUCAUCUUCCAGCAGCUCACGACCCCGCGCGAAGACGACAAAGUGAACGACUACGCGUCGGAGUUCGUCGACGUGCGCGACGUCGCGGACGCGUUCGUCGCCGCGCUCAAGGUCGAAGAGGCCGGCGGCAAGCGGCUCCUCCUCGACGCCGGCGCAUACACGUACCAGAACCUCUACAACGCGGUGCACGAGACCGCGCCGGGCCUGGAGGGCGUCGUGCGCGGGAACCCGAACGCGCCGCCGUUCUCGUUCCCGGGCGCGUUCGUCGACUCGUCGAGCACGGUGAAGGUGCUGCAGCUGAAGCCGUUCCGGAGCCUUGGAGAGUGCGCGGUGGACACGUACAAGAGCAUCAAGGCGAAGUUGUGAGAUGUUGCGGGGGAUAGGUAGCUAGGGCGCUGUGGCCUAGUCUAGAUGCGAAGUGUUGUACUUCUACCAUCUGUUGUACUUCCAAUAUUCAAUCUAUCUGCGAUCUGUAGCGUUUUUAGUGUCC